Molecule: messenger RNA, 714 nt
Organism: Grammomys surdaster
Lineage: Eukaryota; Metazoa; Chordata; Mammalia; Rodentia; Muridae
Gene: Rbm11
Product: RNA binding motif protein 11
Exons: 5
Coding region: 1-714 (237 amino acids)
Biological process (GO): regulation of alternative mRNA splicing, via spliceosome
Cellular component (GO): nucleus
Molecular function (GO): single-stranded RNA binding
Source: RefSeq, a predicted model, not a curated record
AUGUUCCCGGCUCAGGAGGAGGCUGACAGGACCGUGUUUGUGGGCAAUUUAGAGGCCCGAGUGCGGGAAGAGAUUCUUUACGAGCUUUUCUUACAGGCUGGGCCACUAACCAAAGUGACUCUUUGCAAAGACAGAGAUGGAAAACCAAAGUCCUUUGGCUUUGUCUGCUUCAAGCACCCUGAAUCUGUGUCUUAUGCCAUAGCUUUGCUGAAUGGAAUUCGUUUGUAUGGGAGACCAAUUAAUGUGCAGUAUCGGUUUGGGAGUUCUCGCUCUUCUGAAUCAGCUAUCCAAAGUUUUGAGAGCAGUGCUAAGAUUAACUCACACAGCUUCAGGAACGAUGAAAUGGCAGUCAGGCCUUCCUUUCCCGUGCCGUUUUUCCCAAUUACAGGUGCUGCCUUACCUCAAGAGUAUUUUUUCUUUCAAAAAAUGUGGCAAACCCACAGUCCAGAGCUGCCACCUCCUUUCUAUGAGAUGUCGGCUCCGCUUCCCAACAGCACACCUGGGUCUUGCUCCUUAAAUCACGCUCCAGACCUAGAGGCUGGACCCAGCUCCUAUGAAUGGACUCACCAACCACCAAGCGACCCUGACCUGUACGCUAGGAAUAAACGAAAGAGGCAAAGGCUAGACAGCGACAGCGACAGUAGCUCCGAAGACAAGAGAGGAAAUGAAGGUAGCCAAAAGUGCCGCAAGUAUAAAAAGAAGAAAAGAUACUAG